AUGUCCGCCGCCAAGGUUCAGAAAAUUAUCAAUGACAACGGCGUUGUUGUUUUUUCCAAGUCGCGCUGCCCCUACUGCAGUGAUACUAAGAGCACCCUUCGGAGCUUGGACACCGAAUUUCAAAUUGUGGAGCUGGAUCAGAUGAACGAUGGUAGCGAUAUUCAAGACGCGCUCCAGCAACUAACAAAACAGCGCACUGUGCCAAAUAUAUUCAUCAACCGAAAGCACAUCGGUGGCAACUCUGACUUGCAGAAGCUGUCUACUGGUCAAUUGAAGGGAUUGUUGAAGGAGGCUGGUGCGAUUUAA
Molecule: messenger RNA, 306 nt
Organism: Penicillium brevicompactum
Lineage: Eukaryota; Fungi; Ascomycota; Eurotiomycetes; Eurotiales; Aspergillaceae
Product: glutaredoxin
Exons: 3
Coding region: 1-306 (101 amino acids)
Biological process (GO): cellular response to oxidative stress
Cellular component (GO): cytoplasm; nucleus
Molecular function (GO): glutathione disulfide oxidoreductase activity
Source: RefSeq, a predicted model, not a curated record